AUGGACGAGGAAUUUAUCAACCGAACCGAUGGCGAUCUGCCCGGAACAAUGAACGAUAGCCUCAAGGGUCUCGGCCAGGUUCCACAGCUCAGGCCGCUGGAACCAACCAAACAGAAGUUCAACAAUGUCACCCUGAAGUUCCGCAAAAAGAGCCUCUCGAGGAAUCCCGGGCGCCUAGUCUCCAUUGCUCCGGCCGAGAACCUGCUCCUCAAGCUACUACUCCGAUGCCGUCAUUGGCUAAGGCCAUUUGAAACUGCAACCAGAACAAAGCUUGGAGACAUCCGAGACCUCUCUCGGAGGGAAGCACGCAUGGGUAUGGCACGUCACUUGCCUCUUUGA
This is a messenger RNA of Fusarium odoratissimum NRRL 54006, 339 nucleotides long. RefSeq lists its product as uncharacterized. The record is from RefSeq and is a predicted model, not a curated record. Lineage: Eukaryota; Fungi; Ascomycota; Sordariomycetes; Hypocreales; Nectriaceae. The transcript is spliced from 2 exons. Bases 1 to 339 code for a protein of 112 amino acids.